AUGAAUCCAGACAACCAGAAAGCAGAGACCGACGUCAAGUCAGAAGGUGACCAGAUCAAAGACGACGCUGAUCAGGCCGGACGAGCUGCGAGGAUUACCUUCGAGGAGUCUGCCUCCGCGGAGGGAUUCCGCUCCAUCUAUCAGCCGGCUCAAUUCACACGCACUCGCUCCAUCAGCCGCGACACAAUCCGCAGUAGCCACAGCAGCAUCCAAGGCAAUUCUACCUUGCCCAUCGAAUUCCGAACCCUCUCGAUUCAAGUUUCCGAGUCCCAAAAUGCCCCCAAGGAAACCAUCAGUGACAUUGAGAAGGAGAAGCACCAACACCAAGACUACUUUGAGAACUUGGAUUACCACAUCAUCUCUCCCGAACGUUUAUGCCAGGAGUUCAACGUCGACCAGCGCACUGGACUGACCUCUUCAGCUGCCGCUACCCGCUUGCAGAGAGAUGGCAAGAAUGUCAUUGCCCACCAUGGGGAAAACUACUGGAAGAAGAUCUUCUUCUACAUCUUUGGUGGAUUUUGCUCUAUUCUCUGGGUGGGAGUUGUCAUCUUCUUCAUCUGUUGGAAGCCACUCAGCAACCCGCCCUCCGUUCAAAAUCUCUCUCUGGCUGUCUUGAUUCUCAUCGUCAUUGCUCUACAAGCAAGCUUCUCAGCAUUCCAGGAUUGGUCCACCAAGCGUGUCAUGAAUUCAAUUCUGGACCUCCUCCCCGCAGAAGCUAUGGUGAUGCGUGAUGAGAAGUUGAUCCAUCUCCCUGCCACCGAUCUAGUCGCUGGAGACAUCGUCCAUAUCGGAAUUGGCAACAAAGUACCUGCCGAUAUGCGUAUUCUGCAAAGCUCUGGCGAUGUUCGUUUUGACCGGGCCAUUUUGACCGGAGAGUCGGACGAGGUUGAAGGCGCUAUUGAGUGCACAGAGAACAACUUCUUGGAGACUCGCAACAUCGCUCUUAUGGGAACUGGUGUUACGAAUGGCAAUGCUAUUGGUGUCGUGGUUCUUACCGGCUCUCGCUCCGUCAUGGGCCGCAUUGCCUCCAUGACAGCUGGCGUUAAGCAAAAGGCAACCCUGAUCCAACGUGAAAUCAAUCGCUUCGUCACUAUCAUUGUCUGUCUGACAGUCUUUCUGGCUUUGCUUAUUCUCUUCACGUGGCUGGGAUGGCUGCACAAAGAUCAUCCCUCCUACAUGAGUGUGGUUGCCAUGUUGAACAAUGUCAUGGGCUGUGUUGUCGCAUUUAUUCCAGAAGGAGUACCUGUUGCUGUCGCGUUGACGCUCAUGAUGAUUGCCAAACGGAUGAAAAAGAACAACAUCCUGCCCAAAGGUCUGUCAACAGUUGAGACGCUGGGCUGUGUGAAUGUGCUUUGUUCCGACAAAACCGGUACUCUCACUCAGAACCGCAUGUUUGUCAAGUCGCUUGGAAUGGUAGAUUGGGAAUUCAACCUCGAAGACUUGGCCCCUGGCGAGUUUGGUAACGCCGAUCUCCCUGAUGGCCUGCGUGACAUGCUUCAUGCAUCUGUAUUGUGCAAUGAUGCCACCUUCGACCCGACUACGAUGAACCUGCCCUCCCAUGAACGUGCUGUCAAUGGCAAUGCGACAGAUGCAGCUGUUUUGCGAUUCGCUGACAGUGUCGGAAUGACCUCCCCCAGUUCCUUGAAUGGAUUUGAUCGUGUACACCAGAUUCCUUUCAACUCGAAGAACAAGUGGAUGCUCACCUUGAAUCGUGAUCCAAACUCAAGCAAGGAAUUCCUUCUCUAUGUCAAGGGCGCACCAGAUGUCUUGCUGAACCGUUGCUCUACCUACUGGUCAGGAGUCCACAAUGCUGUUCGUCCGCUGGACCACGAGGCUCGCGAGCGGUUCUCAAACUUCCAAGCCAAAUUGUCACGUCGCGCAGAGCGGGUUAUUGUCAUUUGUCGACGCCGUUAUGUUCCGCGCUCUACGCCUGGCUCCAACGAAUUUAGCGAUGAAAUUAUGGAGUCUGGUGUGCAAGAUCUCACCGUUCUUGGUAUUUUCGGAAUCGUUGACCCACCACGCGAGGAAACAGCUCAAACUGUUGCCGCCUGCCGCAGGGCGGGUAUUCGCUUCUUCAUGGUGACUGGUGACUUUGGAUUGACUGCCGCUGCUAUCGCUCACCAGAUCGGUAUUUAUAAUGGGCAAGUCGAGCCAGAUACCGUCGAAGACCUUAUGGAUGGUCUUGAUUCUUCGAUGGAAAUCAAGAUCCCGAAGUCUCGACAAAGUUUACUUCUUGAAGGGCCCAGCCUAUCGGCAUUGACAUCAGAGAACUGGGAGACAGUCUGCGGCUACGAAGAGAUCGUCUUUGCUCGCACCACCCCCGAGCAAAAGCUCCGCAUCGUGAAAGAGCUUCAAUCCCGUGGCUACGUCGUGGCCGUGACAGGCGACGGUGUCAACGACGCCCCGGCAUUGCGCGCAGCAGACGUCGGUAUCGCAGUUGGAUCCGGCAGCGACGUCGCCAUCGAGGCAGCUGACUUAGUCCUCCUCGACAAAUUCGACUCCAUCAUCGAAGCCAUCCGCCUCGGCCGGUUGGUCUUCCAGAACCUGCAGAAAGUGAUCACCUACCUCCUUCCCGCAGGUAGUUGGUCCGAGAUCUGGCCGGUGAUCAUGAACGUGUUCUUUGGCUGUCCCUCGCCCCUCAGCACAUUCCUCAUGAUCAUCGUCUGCGUCUUCACCGAUCUCUUUGUCUCCCUCGCCCUAAUCAUGGAAAAAGAAGAAUUCGACCUCCUCAGCCUACCCCCGCGCCGCCCAACAAAAGACCACCUCAUCAACCUUCGCAUCUACGGCCAGUCCUACCUCUUCAUCGGCGUGAUGGAAGCCUUCAGCGCCCACUCCAUGUUCUUCCUCUACAUGUGGCGCCACGCCGGCAUCCCCUUCUCAGACCUAAUCUUCUCAUUCGAGAACUUCGCCGACGGCUUCCACGGCUACACCCAAGACGAGCUGAACCACUUCAUCGCCGUCGGCCAAUGCGUAUACUUUGUCACCCUGGUCAUCAUGCAAUGGGGCAACGUCCUAUCCGUCCGCAGCAAGCGCAUGUCUCUCCUCCAAGCCGACCCCAUCCGCCCAGCCCGCCGCAACGUGUGGCUUCCUCUCUCCAUGCUCAUCUCACUCAUCAUCGCUAUCUUUGUGACCGAGGUCCCCGGUCUCCAGAACCUCUUCAGCACCGCCUCCGUCCCCAUUGAGUACUGGCUUAUUCCGCUCGGUCUGGCUGUGGGUGUGCUUUGUAUGGAUGAGCUGCGGAAGGUCCUUGUCAGACUCUUCCCCAAGGGCCCUGUUGCUUGGGCUGCUUGGUAG
Molecule: messenger RNA, 3294 nt
Organism: Penicillium soppii
Lineage: Eukaryota; Fungi; Ascomycota; Eurotiomycetes; Eurotiales; Aspergillaceae
Product: cation-translocating P-type ATPase
Exons: 1
Coding region: 1-3294 (1097 amino acids)
Biological process (GO): intracellular potassium ion homeostasis; sodium ion export across plasma membrane; potassium ion import across plasma membrane
Cellular component (GO): membrane
Molecular function (GO): P-type sodium:potassium-exchanging transporter activity; ATP hydrolysis activity; ATP binding
Source: RefSeq, a predicted model, not a curated record